CUGUUCGAAUUCUACAUGCCGUGUGUUAGUGACUACGGGAUAAAGAUGGAAGCAAAAUCCACCAGUCGAGGAUUAACCGCGGCCGAGCGCCUCUUCUUCUAUGGCAUGCAUGGUCUCUUUGACGAAAUUGUGUUCACUGCUCUUUAUGACGUCGUAUACGAACCGGAUGGAAACCGACAGCUCAAAGGCUAUUCCACGAUUUUCUCAUUUUUUAUCUAUGGAGUUUGUAGCUAUUUGGUGGAGCGAAUGUAUGUCCGCCUCAAAGAAGUCGGUAUUCCAUUUAAAGUUCGCAUCUUCAUAUAUCUCGUCGUACUUUACUCCUGGGAGUUCUCCUGUGGCCUCGUUUUGAGACAGUUUGACGCAUGCUCAUGGGAUUACAGCCACUACCAGUUUAACAUCAUGGGUCUCAUUACACUGGAGUACGCUAUUUUCUGGCUUCCUCUGUGUGCGUGGAAUGACGUUUUGUAUAAGUAUUUGCUCAGCCUUAAACUUCCGGGGCAUAGCAUCCAUGAUAAAUCGACCUAAGACGAAGGGUUAUCUGUACUGAAAAAAAGCUCAACAUUUUCCAUUUGAAAUAUGCAUUCAAUGCUGGAACGUGCGUCACUGAUGAUGUCGUUGCAUGUAUUACGUAACUAAAAUAUGUUAGGGUAGUAACAGUUGUAGAGUAGACAGUGAAGAGUUUGUGAUUUUGUCUUGAUCUCAUUGUUUAAAACUUUUGAUAACUGAUUUUUUUUCUUCUAUUACGCAUUUAUAUUAAUAUGCAGUUGUUAUCAUUUAAAAGUUUGUAUUACGGUAGACCUCCAAAUUGCGUCCCAGACCUCCACAUUGCGUCGCAGACAGCUCCACAUUGCGUCCCAGACCUCCACAUUGCGUCACGGACCUCCACAUUGCGUCCCGGACCUCCACAUUGCGUCACGAGAUGCAUUUUUUUUUGUAUUUUGUAAGGCAUAAAGUUGUUUAUCCCCGAGAAACAUGUAUAAAUCAUUCUAUUGCAAUUGAUCCAUUUUCCUUAUUUUUUGGCACAAUGAAGAGAGCAAUAUUUUAACCAUAAUUCAAUUGCCCGCUGCAGGAAGCAUAAUAUCAACGAAAUAUUAAGCAUUGUUUUGUUGUAUGUUUAAAUUGAUGCGUAUGUUGAUUACUGUAACAAUAUGACUGACAAUCACUUCAUGUCUUAUACACUGUAAAUAUGUUUGAGACUGCUUGACUUUCUCCCUUUUUUUUUGUUUUACAGUUUUUGUUUUGUUUAGUGAACAAGAAUUGGUUUCAGUUGAAAAUAAAAGUGAAAUCUUA
Messenger RNA from Magallana angulata, 1290 nucleotides. RefSeq names its product transmembrane protein 229A-like. The record is from RefSeq and is a predicted model, not a curated record. The transcript has 2 exons. NCBI's taxonomy places the organism in Eukaryota, Metazoa, Mollusca, Bivalvia, Ostreida, Ostreidae. The coding region runs from base 16 to 525 and encodes 169 amino acids.